UGCUAUAGGGUUACUUUAAAGUUCCCAGCAAGGAACUGAUGCAUCGAUAGUUCAGCAGAGUGGUUCCCAACCUGAGGCCAGGUUUCUCUAUAGGGGGGCACAAGGGUUUGUCUGCCUCAGAAUGACUAAAAUCCUGAUAAUACACUGGCUAGAUGAUGUGUAAUGAAUUAACUUUCCUCAUCAGAGAACAUUAAAAUAGUUUAUUUUUGACAGCAGUACAUCACUCUUUUUCUGUAAGGGUCUUAGUAGAGCCUUCUACAGUAAAGCAGAGGUGCUCCAAGGAAAGGGGGUCUGAGACCACUGGUGUAGCAUAUGUUAGGGAUGACCACCUUUGCCUUGGAAGUCACGGCAAAAUAAGCUUUCCCAAGAAAUGUUGUGGCAAGAAACGGAUCAAGUCAACUCUCAAGAGAACGUCAGGAAAGAAAAAUCAGAAGAUGAAAAACAAGGAGCCACAGGACACAGACUCCUCAGAUGCUGAUGAGAACUUCUGUAUUGUUUGCAUGGAACACUUUAAUUACUCAAAGCCAAAUGAAGGCUGGGUUCGAUGUAUGGCCUGUAGUCUGUGGGCCCAUGAAGCCUGCACUCCAGGAGUGCCAUACAUCUGGCACGAUUGUGACUCUGACAGUGACUGACAACUUGGGAUUCACAUACACAUGCACACACACACAUACAUACACUGCUGUUCAGUUGUUGAAGUCAUGGCACAUUUUGUUCCGUUUUAUUAUGAUGUUCAAAUGUUAGUGUAAGACCUGUAGGCCACUGGACCCAUAAGGUCAGCAUAUGCAAAGGAAGGUGAGAAGGUGGAGAAAGGUGGAGGAAGGUAGAGAAUAUCCUAAAGAACAUGGAUCACCCACUUCACAACACCUUGAUGGACCAAAGGGCCAAUGGUGGUGGACGGCUCCUCUCUCUUCGCUGCAGGACAGAAAGAUUCAGAAGAUCUUUUGUACCAACAGCCAUUACACUUUAUAACUCUUGUGUAAAUAGUAGAUAACUGUUAGAGACAUGUCAAGAGAGACAACAGACAAUUUAAUUUCCCUUCAGGGAUCAAUAAAGUUCUUUUUAUUCUUAUUCUUAUAAGGCCCACACUCUAGGAGUGCCAUAGAAAUUGUCUACAAUAUCUCUUGUCACCACUGUGAGUGACGAUGCUACACACACACACACACACAUACACACACGUAGCCUACUUGUAUUCAGUUGGUGCAUAUUUGCACAUUUUGUUCAGUUAUGGUAUGUUCAGUUGUCAGUCACUUCUAUGACUGACAGUAACUAACAUAUAGGCUCAAACAAACAAACACACACAUACACACACACACACACACACCAGUUAUGUUAAAAUGUUGUUAAAGUGUUAAAUAAAAAGCUUUUAAUCAAUAAAGUUUUGUCUUUAUCCUGAUUUUAUAAUGUUACAUAUCACUCCAGGGUAUGUUACAACUAACCCUGACUAUGGGGUGAAUUGUAAUGAUUCACUGCUUGUGUUUGAGACUAAAUUAUGCGUUGUCUGUUUGUGUUGCAGGGGUAACUGCUACAGCCUUUCAUAGCAGACACACAUGAUACCUAGUUGGUAUCACAGUUUGAUGCAUUGGCUUCAAAGAGCUCUAAGAUACAGACAGAAAUGUCAAAAAUGUCGCAACCAUCCCCGGUCUCCCCUACUCAAACAGGACAGAUGAACCUCUGUUCAAUCGCCGUGGAUCGGUUUGAUAAUGUUCAUAUUAAUUCAUUACCUCCUCGUGUGUCUCCACCUCCCGUACACUGACGUCGCGCGGUGGUUAGCCCGUGACGCGCUCACGGCUGUAUUUUGCGUGCGGUGUCAGCGGCGGCGCUGCAGCUCAGGAGAAGAAGGAGGCGGAGGAGGAGAGCAGUCCUAUUGUCGGGUUUACAGUUACAGUAUCGCCUCACUGCUUCACAAUCUACACGGACAUUUCAGCUCAGAGAGCGCACGGACAAGUCACAGCUGGUUUGGCUUGAUUGUUUGGCGUUUUUCUCCUCGAACAGCAUCGCAAACCGAGACACUGACAGGAUCGCACCUGCUACGGAUCAUGAACAACAAAGCCUGAUCCAGCACGGCGCGGUGCGGCAUCAAACCCGAGCCAGGCUGCCAACGAAAGAUCGAAGAGAAACACACAUUAGAAAACCUCCGUGCUGCACACAGGGAGGCUGGUGUUGCAAGAAAAAGGUGUCUGUGCACGGAUUUUGCUGUUGGACCUCCAUAUUGCAGGCCGAUCAGAGACAAAUCGUGUCCUGUAGGUUUUAAUUAUAGCAACGCUUACAUGCGCGUCUGACUUUCUUUGGCUCGGGUAUCCAAAAGUAGGCGAUAUUUGAAGGGUGGAGGAGGCGGAGAAUACCAGGCCUCCACUGGGGUUUUAAUAAUUGAAUAACCCCCUCCAGGUCUGAUCAGGCUGAUGGUCGCCGUCUGCAGUCCUGUGUGUUCAAUGUUCCCUUAAAAUUGUCGAGAAAUAUGUGGGUCAGUCCCGAAGAUGUGUUACUGGCGGGCGCCUUAUGGAUCACCGAGAGAGCAAAUCCAUAUUUCAUCCUUCAGAAACGGAAAGGCCACGGGGACGGAGGAGGAGGACUGGCAGGUGAGUCUGAUUACUCAGCUGUCAUGGAUCAGUCCUUAAAAUGUCGAUAUUUCCUCUUCAGUUGAGAGUUUAAAAGGGUAACAGCUGAUGAAGAAGUCAGCUGGGGUUUAGUGUUGCUGUUGUUGGACAUCAGAAAACACAUGGACGGAUGGGUGAUGAUCACAUGACCUAUCAGCUGCUACAGGUGGCCUUUCACCUCAAUGUGCCUGUUAGGAAAGAUCAGCUGAAACCCUCUGAUUUUCUUACUUACUCAUUUCUUCAAACAGCCUGUACUUAAGAAUAAAUGUGCUGAAACCAAGUCCACUGUGUACCCUCUGAUCUUGUAAUUCCUCCUGAAAUCUGAUCAUAUUUAUUGUACACUGUUGUGAUCAGACUUUUCCUGCUGCAAGCGGACAUUAGCUCCCAACACUGUUGAGUUCGAGCUGGGUCUUUUGUGCAGAUGUUAAUGGCCGUGGAGUCCCAACAACAGUGCGUCUGUUUGACAACCAACCAGAGAGACUUGGUCUGUUUGCUUGCUCAUGCUGAAUCAUUCCCCGUCUUCCUUCCUUCCUUCACUAUCUCUUACUCCUCCCUCCUGCUUAUUCCAGCCAAAAUGGGUCAAGCAGCAGCAGGAGGAAGAUGAUGAAGAUGAAGAAGAAGAAGAGGAGGAGGACAGGAGGAGGGGGGCAGGUUAUGAAGAUGUAGGGCUGAGGUUUACACUUUAACAACCUGCAAUCCUGGUCUCGACAUCUCCGACAGUAUGUUGAGAUAUGGCUCAUUUUCAGACCUGGAUUUAUGUGGAUGCAGUUAAAAUGUGUAACUAAAGGGUUUACAAUAUGACCAUGAGCAGGAUCCAGCUUCUCCGCACUGCUGCUGUGUUAAAAUAGUGAACCGCACAGUGAACCUGGGACUUCUAAGUCCCCUGGUGGUCACAGGCAGGCUGACCUCUCUUGGCUAGUUGGUUGUGGGUCAUACCUUUACAGCUGUUAAUGCUAGACAUGUCACAUGUGCAGGAAACAUAUAGAAUCUGGACUAUUUAAUGGCACAGUUUUGGCCUUGAUACAGAUGUGAUUGACCAGUGCAGUUGAUCGGCGCAUUUAUCUCACUUACAGGAACCAAACCUUCUAGUUUUAUGUCAUGAUAUCACAAUGAGAUACUUCAGUGUUUUUCUGUAAACCGUCUGUUUUUGCCUUUCUGGGGUAAGGAAAGCUUUAUGGAAACAGCUGAUAGUGGCUGAUGUGGUGAGGAUUCAGCAGGUGUAAUUGUGCAUAUGCAUCAUCAGGUGGGCUAUCAGGGUGCUCCAUUACUUUUUUAAGAGGCUCAAUGAGAGUUGGCAUGUGGAUGCAUUAUGCAUGUAAAAAAACAUAAACCGAAUUUUAUCUACUUUUUGUCAUUUUAAAUAAAAAUGACUGAUUGUAAAGUUAGUCCCCAACUCACUGCUUUCUGUGAAGAUUAGAUCAGAAAACCUAAAAUGAAAACAUGAAACAAAUGAAGUUGUGUAAGAAGACAAUUCAGCUAAUUUGAUUAAUUUCAACUGUCAGAGUCUCAGUUCAGUGCUGCAAAAUCUCAAGUCUGAUCUAAUCAAGUCUGACUAAUAAUCUAAAGAUACGAUAAGAUUCAAACUUGACAGGAAUCCAAGUACAAAACUCUGGUAGCAAAUCCAGAUGAUAACAUUAAGGAUUAGACACUUUUUGACAUGAAUAAUUUAAACCGAGAACCAAACCAUCUCUUACCCGGCUAACACAAAGAGUGCUGAGUGCCGCCAGGCGAUGAUGUCAUUCUUAUGUAAAUGCUGAGAUUGCUGACUAGUCCUGUGUGCCAGUUGGCAUCGAGCACCCAGGGACCCUGGCAUUGUCCACCAGCUCUUCUUGCAGGGUAGGGAAAGAAAACCAUGAGCAGAGCCUGGAAAGAGAGAGAGAGCUGUGUACUGAGCUGAACACAGAUCUGCAUUUCUGACCCUGCAGGACCCAAGCUCUGCCGUCAGAACUCAUGGGGUUUGAUUCAAAGACAGCAGAUUUUUGUUUCCCUCCAUACAAUUCUGGUUGAUUUCAGAAACAUGAAGAGAGGUUGAGAGUUUGUGGAAUUGCUCUUAAGAAAAACUGAGAAAUUCCACAUCUUGAGAUAGUCAAUCAUCUCAUUAUCUUGUGUUUUGUGGUCUAGAACUUAGAGAAAUGUGGUCAUAAGAUAUCUCCCAAGCAUCAAUGAAAUCCCUGAGUCUGUCAAACUGAGAAUAUGUGGUCUCCGAAUUCAACUUCAGUUUAAUACUGAGAAGGAAAUGUCAACUGAGUAUAGAAGGUGUAGAUAUUUUCUGUAUCUGUGAAAACGACUAACAGAAAAUGUUAAUGUUUUGACUUAAUUUUAAAGGGAAUGACGUGAAAGCAGAAUGAAGUUUGUGUUUAACGUGAAUGAAAAUGUGAAAUGUGUCUGACCUGCACCAAGGCUGAUAAGAGUACUACACUAUGGAGGAUUCUGUUUGCAUAUCUACCUGCUCAUUGUAGACUAUCCCUUUGUGUUACUUCCUCUAAAAGGAAUGUUAUUUGUUUUUAUACUCAAAGGCUUGUAGAACAAUGAUGAUGCUCUAUUUAUAGUGUUUUGAUUAGUUGAAUAUAUAAAAUAUGUGCAGAGAAUAGCAAUAAACUGUCUGGUGGGAUUUAAAGGCACCCCUCUAGGUUUAAAACCAGUAAUAGUCCGAGUAUUAAAUCAGAGUGACAAGGUUUUUUUUAAGUGUAGUGCAUGUGUAAACAACACUAUCAGGUGUCACAAGGUCAGGAAAAACCUGUCGGAUUGUUUGAACAACCUCAAGACAACACAAUCUCAUAAAACCACAAUUUGACCUACAAGAAGAUUUGAAGUAGGUCAAACUGCAGUGUAGUAGUUUACUUCCUCACUCGAGUGGUUUAAUACAAUUUACAUGAUACAGUAAACCUACGAGGCGCUCAGCUUUUGACACUCAUUUAUAGUGUUAUUUAAUAGAGUUUGCAUGUGCAGAGACAGCAGGAGAGACGGUUCAAAAGAAGUCUCUCUGUCUUUGUUGUCUAUAAGUGGACACAGUGAUGGUGUCAUCAGAGAGGAAACAGAAUCAGGCUGUAAAUAAACUUAGAGUCAGGCUGUAAAUGACAUCAGAAUCAGGCUGUAAAUAAACUCAGAAUCAGGCUGUAAAUAAACUUAGAGUCAGGCUGUAAAUGACAUCAGAAUCAGGCUGUUAGUAAACUCAGAAUCAGGCUGUAAAUAAACUCAGAAUCAGGCUGUAAAUAAACUCAGAAUCAGGCUGUAAAUAAACUCAGAAUCAGGCUGUAAAUAAACUCAGAAUCAGGCUGUAAAUAAACUCAGAAUCAGGCUGUUAAUGACAUCAGAAUCAGGCUGUUAAUGACAUCAGAAUCAGGCUGUUAGUAAACUCAGGAUCAGGCUGUAAAUAAACUCAAAAUCAGGCUGUAAAUAAACUCAGAAUCAGGAUGUAAAUGACAUCAGAAUCAGGCUGUUUUUAAACUCAAAAUCAGGCUGUUUUUAGACUCAGAAUCAGACUAAAUAAAUUCAGAAUCAGGCUGUAAAUAAACUCAGAAUCAGGCUGUACAUAACGUUAGAAUCAGACUGUAAAUACACUCAGAUUCAGGCUGUUGCACAGUUUUAAACAGUGGCGCCUACAGAAUUAGACAAUGCAACAACUUGAAUCAUUGUUAAACACCAUAUUUCACAAUCUCCUUUAUUACCAAACAAUGUGCAGCUGAAAAUGGGUCAGAGCAGCAAAUGCUGACCACUUAUAGGUUAUCCGGUUAUCUCAAACUUUAUGACAUGUUUGACCUCUCUAGGUGUGGAGAUGUGGAGAAAUGAUGAACAUACAUUUGGUUUCAUACAUGGAGGCAGUGACUCUUGCAUGUAAUGAUUGAGGAUCACUCAGGUUUCUGUUAUUGGAUACAGUAUUGAUUUAAGUCUGGGGGAGAUUUUAGUCUCCCUGGUGUGUUCAGUGCAAACAUCCCCCACCGACAUCCAGCCCUUCUUUCUUCAGAAAGAGGAUGUAAACAAGAGGAAAAUUUUCCCCUUAUAGCUAUUUGUUUUUUGUUCUUCCUCUGAGUAAAUGUUAAAAAGUAACACAUGCAUAUCUAAACCACCUAAGGGCAGGUGCUGAGUGGAGCGAAAGUAUAACCACAGUAAAGAGAAGAAAACAGUGUACGAGCUCUUGUCUUCUAUCUCUUCCUCUAAAUGAAAACACCAACGUUUCAGGAAAGGUGAUUUGUUUUGCUCCGACAAUAGCGAGCUCUCAUUGGCUUCUUGUUUCUCAGAAAAGAGGCACAAAGCGUCACGUGAUUUUAUCACUUGUUCUUUUUAGAGGGAGAGUGUUUUCCAGCACCCAGAAAUAACAAGUGGAACGGUACACCCAUUACAGUGUCUGUUGUCUUUGCCCUGUCGGCUCUACACCCACUCUCUCAGGAAAGUAUUGGUAUAAAUGCAGAGGUGUGUGGUGGAAAAAGCAGUCACAUGGACUGUUGGGACUUGCUUGUACAUAAACAAACAGAGUCAAGUUUAAUCCGUAUUAGCAAAGUGUUUUCUUUCUUUAUGUCACUCUCUUGGUUCUCACAUAUGCAAGUCUGACUGGUUAAGGAAAAGGGUGGAUGUCAAGUGGUCUUAAGUUGUCAGUGGUCUCCUUUCUUCUAUGUAACCAGUUUCCUACACUAAACCUCAGCUCACACCUCUCGGGUUGCGCAUUUAACAUCCAGGUUUUCUGCGUUUUAUAAAAAUCCCCAAGACUCGAGGAAUGAUGUGUACUUGUGCUGUGAGAACAUCACUUUGGAAAUUCCCCUUUUUAGGAUGAAAAUACACUGAAAAGGCAUCACUGAGGUCAACGCCUGACUAACACUUCAACCUUUAAACCCAUCGAUUCUCUUUGUCAAAGGGGAAGUUGUCUUCACAUUAACAACAGUUGUUUGUUUCUCACAAAGGGAUGAAACCGAGGUGUUAGUUUCAGUGUGAUUGAACCCCCUCACACCCCCCACGUACACACAAACACACAAACACACACACAUGCAGUGAUAGAGACUUCUGUUUUAUUGACUCCUGCUGCCCUGAUGAUUGGCUUAAAAACAUGGACGUUUUAGAUGUCUGUGCAUUAUUGGCCUCACGAAAAGUUAAUGUUCGACAUAAUAAAAUCAUGUGAGUCUUGGACACACUGUGUUAACUACCUUUCUGUUGAGGUGCUUUAUUUUUGCAAAGAGAGGUUUACAGAGGGAAACAGGCUAAGGAGGAAGAGAAAAAGGAGUGGACUAAUGAAAGCGAGGAGUAAGAGAUCGUAACCAUAGUCUGGAGUCUUUGGGAAAUCUAUGCUGCAGGUCUAAACCACAAAGAUGCACCUGUUUUAUUGCAUCUCUUAUCAUGUUUUCAUAUAAAACAGAGAAACAUUUCAGCUUCCCUCACUUGUCUCCUCUCUCCCCCUCCUCCCCUCGCUCUUUGCUCGCUGUGACUCAUCCAGUGUUUGCCCUGAUGAGCUGCAGAACAAAAAUAACCUGUCUCUCUUGUGGUGGUUCGACGUAUACAGUCUCCACAGCAAGGACAGUAUGCAGUCACUGACAGCACUGCAAGUGUUUUGAAUCAGACAUCCAAAAGGCAUACGGCAGGUUUCUAAACUGCUUAUAAUUGUAGUAGCUACCACUUUUCUAAUCAGCCACUCUUCGCAAAAGGUUUUGAAGGUUUAAACUGCUCCAAGAUCAGUUAUAAGCCAUUAUUAGGGAACUGCUUUUCGGGGUUUACAGGAUGUGAAAAUCUUACUGGAGUUGGAGUCAUUGACAACCAGGAGUCAUGUCAUGAAUCAAAGGUUGUUUUUCAGUCAUUAUUUUGGGCCUUUUGAGUGUUUAUUGAGAGGACCGGACAGUUAAUAGACUCAGGAUUAAUGGACGGCAGAGGAGGAAAUGGCAGUAAAAAGCCACAGGAUUGUCGCCUCUAUACCGGAGAAACAGGUUUUGUCCUAAAGUCUAAACCAAUGCCCAAAAUGUGUUGAUUCUUAUCAUAAAUGAUAGAAAAUAAUAUGUAUAUAUAUGUGGUAUGUUGUCUUUGGAGGAAAGUAAUAUCCAAAAAAGAUUGUAGUGUUUUUGUUUUUGAUACCCCAAGAUUUAUAGAGCUGGUUCUCUUUUAUACAGCUGAUCAUCUUAUACCCCCAAUGUCUCUACAGUAGCCCAGAGAGGACAAACCAUCUAAUUGCUUGAUAGUGGGCCAAUAUUUUAAGUGUCAUGUCAGUCUUUUUUAUAUUGUAAAAGGAGUAUUUUUUUUACAUUUGGUAGGAAUCAAUAGACUUAUGAUGAGAUGCCAACAAACUGUUUCUUAAAACUCUCCAUGAAGGACUGCAGACAUUAAACUGUACCUCUGAGUGUUGUCUGGGUUCAUCAUGGACAAUAACUAUGUCUCCAAAAAUUUUCAGUAUGAAAAAAUCAAUAAAAAUGAUUUCAUGGAGAUUUUAUUUUGAGUUAAACCAGCAGAUUUUUGACCCCCAAGCUGUGAUCAAAUAUUGUAUUGCAUCUUAGAUAAUCAACAUCUCAGUUUUUUGUUUGUACUGUGCACGGUGUCUGGAUAACGUGUUCCUCCUUUGGCCUGAUUUUUAGCGUAAACACAUUAUGCGAGGGCCACUGCUCUUGCAGAUCAGUGAAAAAUACAACAUGUUUUAUCACCUCACCCACCUGCUCAGGAGUAUCAUUAAACUAAUUACUAAUUAAAUGUCCAACAUCAGGUUUCCCUAUAAUGAAACUCUGUCAUCAGUUUAACCUUCAUGGCUCUUUCUUGUUUUAUCACAGCGGCUCAUUUGUGCUCCUCCUCAGCUGAUUUUUCUCUUUGAUCACCUCUUCAGCUCCAUCCGUAGUUUAAGAUGCUUUCAGGGCCUUCAAAUAUCAAAAUCCCAUUUAGUGAUCAUGUCCACAAUAACAAGAUAAUCCUCAUAAAACAGCCUCACAUGGAGUAAUACAUAUGCAGAUCAGCUAUGCAAAUGGUAAACAAAAGCUUUAAUGUGGAGCAGCGGGAUGCUUUUCUGAUGUUUAAAUCUUGGACCACGAGACCUUGUGGGUUCCCUCUGUGCCUCAGCAUGACAAAACACUCUGAAAGUAUUAAUGUAUUUGAUUUGUUAAGCAACUCACAUGGUUAUUUAUGGUUGUUACAAAUCUGUAAGGGCUUUUGUUUCACAGCUGAGCAAAUUUAUAAGUUAACAUUUGUCAUGAGUUAAAUUCGGGGUGUAAAGUUUGUAUUGUUUUUGGAGCAACGCUGUAAGCUCUUUAUUUAUGCUUUCUUGAAAUCAGAAGUUUUUCCUCUUCCAAGUGUUUAAAGAUCUCAGAGUUUAUUUGUGUAUUUGGGCUUUUGCAGGUUUGCUGGUUGGGACCCUGGACGUGGUCUUGGACUCCAGUGCUCGUGUGGCCCCUUACAGGAUCCUGUACCAGACCCCAGACUCUUUAGUUUACUGGACCAUUGCCCAUGGUAUGUGCACUUUAAGUCUUGGUUAUUAAACAUAUAUUUAGAUGGAGGGAAAGUAAUAGCAGGGGAUAUUUAUCUGCACUUCCAGGCUGUUCAUGCAUGAGUUAUCGCAGUGUUAAACCCUUCUGUGUUUUUACCCCCUGCACUCCCCUCCCUAUUACACAACACGCAACCUUCAUCAUCCUCUCAUGUUGGCUGCUGGAUGCCAAGCAUUACACCAUGCUCCAGUGAUUUUAAAGGGAACAUGUGCAGAAAUCAGUGCUCGAGCGAUGGUUGUUGAGUUUUUCACCUUGAUGGAGCUUCUCUGUGGUCUACUGGUGUGUGACAGACUUAGCAUAUUCUGCAUACACAGAGCUUAACUCUCCAUUUUUUCCAGUUACACUGCUUUGUAGACAUUCUGCGAAAGUAAAUCAUGCAUAUUAACAGCCUCUCUGCAGAGUGAUUAGGAGCAGCACUCUCUCUUUCAUUUUGUCACUGAAUAUGAAAUGAUCCAAGCUGUGUGUUAGAAGAAGCUUUGACGCUUUCAACACACAGCCAGAGCUGCGAACAGUAACACCCACUUUCAUUCUGGGAUUCAUUUUUAAUUGCUGAUUAUUCCUCAAAUAAUCUCUUUUUAGUAUUUAAAUGUAUGUGGACAGAAAGUUUGGCAUACUGUUAAAGUUUUGCACUAAAAAUGCAUGAGGGAUUCGGCUUAUAGUUUGUGACAUGAAAACAGUGGAUCAUUGCAUUUCAAAUGCCUGCAAAAGUGAAUUCAUGGCACGUAGUCUUGAAAAGUUUGUUGAUUUUCAAAGAUGUUCAAUAAACUGCACAACAAACAGGGGUAAGAAGAGAUGCAAGAGUUCUGCUUGGAGAGGAUUUCAAACACAGAGACUGUUGAGGUUGAAUUCAAAGGGAAAUGUUCACAUAGGUUUUGUACAGAGGUUUCAAGAAGUGCGACUGUGUCUGUUAAAAAAAAGGGUUUUGUCGCCCUGGAGUGUCACUUGAGUCAGCAUUUGCUGGGUUUGAAGAUGUCAGUCUUGACAGUCCAGAGUGAAGCUGACCUGGAACAAACAAAACAAAAGGGUUCAUUGCUCAAGAAGUGAUGUGUUCUUAUAAGCUCAAAGAAAAAUAUGCAGCAAUAGAAACACAAUUUCAAGUCUCAGUCCUUAAUUUAAAGCCUGACUCUUUGUGGUUUCUAUCUAACUUUUGCCUUUCUAAAAUAUGCUCGUUAAUUUUUAUACACACACAUGUGCUGCCGUGCUUUAAAGUGUGUUUUGGCAUCUGUUCUGUUGUAGUUUCGAAUGUCAAAUUAAACAUAUCUAGUCCCCUGUCAAAGAUGUUUGUUCACUGUGUGAAAGAGUUGAAUUUAGCCGUUGUAUUCCUAUAUUUUUUCCUCUCUGAAAUGGAGGCCUACAAAAUACAAACUUGGCAUUUCUGAAAUGGCAAAUUGAUCCCCUCCUCCUCCCCCUCUCCACCCCUCCCAGUGCUUAAAUCCUCAGCACAGAGAUAGCAGCAAAGUGGAGCACUCUGGCAGACACAGCUAAUUCAGUGUAUGUGCACUCACUGGAGGCUGUGUGCAGCACUGUUGAGGGAUAAUGGUCCACGGAGGCAGCCAUUACUGCAACCAAUUUCUCCUCUGGCCAGGGAAAAAUCCUCUUAUAACCCUCCUGGUUACAGAAUUACAUUGGGCAUAUCUGUGUUUCAGUUAAAACAUAAAAUCAAACAAAUAUAUGUAAUUUUACUCUCUGCUCUUGACAAUUUGGCAUUAUGUGCCUAUUAUUCAGUUAAAGAGGAUCUGGAGAGUCACAGUUUAAAAUAUAAACUCAUUCAAAUCCUCAUCAUGAGCUUUAGUUUCCAUGACUUUAACAUAACUUUUGCCUAAUCUACUAAUCAGUCUUUUUGGUGCAUUGACUUACUCGACUCUGUCUUUUGCAGGAACCUCUCGUAAAGAAAUCACAGAGCACUGGGAGUGGCUGGAACACAACCUGCUGCAGACACUCUCCAUCUUUGAGAAUGAGAAUGAUAUCACAACCUUUGUCAAAGGAAAAGUUCAGGUGACUUUGUCUCGUUGUCUCUAAUAAAUAUUAUAGUUUGACUCUUGGGCUUCAAGCUCAAAGUGAUGUUUCAUGGUUGUGUAGUAUUUGUUCCAGCAUGAGAAUGGAUUAUAGAGAAUGUGAACCACACUUGAAGUUGUGUAAAUUAUUUGCUGUGCCCAUGGCUUUUUAAUUCGUCAUGCUUGUCGUUUAACAACCAGCAAGUAGAUCAAGUGAUAAAUUUAUCCUUAGCAUUUGCAAUAUUAAUAUAGUUAUGGUUCACAUUCAGUCUGACAAAAACUCAUCCUACAGACUUUUGACAGUCAAAUAUAUCAUUUAUUGGGAAUAUUCAACAAAAAUAUCUAAGAUGGGAAAUUAUUUAAAAAAUGGGCUGGCUAAUUAAAACUGUUAAUGUUGUCGCUGAUGAUCUAGUUUGUUUGUGUUUACUUUAUAAAGGACUCAAUAUGUCUGCAGUUACAUUCAGAAGAGUCAGAUAAAAACACAAAGGUUCACGAUUUGUCUGAAUAGUUCUCACUUAAAUUUUGCCCAUUUACUCCUGGCAGUGUAAAGCCAUCAUAUGAUUUUCACUUCCAAACAUCAGUCCCAGUCCCAUUAUCCAGUUCAGCUCACUGACUCAUACUUCUUGUCUGUUUCCGUUUUCCUCAGGGCAUCAUCGCCGAGUACAACAAGAAUCACGAUAUCAAAGAAGACGACGAUACCGACAAGUUCAAGGAGGCCAGCGCAAAGUUUCGUAAGCUGUUUGGGAUGCCGGAGGAGGAGAAGCUGGUUAACUAUUACUCCUGCAGCUACUGGAAGGGCAAAGUGCCACGGCAGGGCUGGCUUUACCUCAGCAUCAACCACCUCUGCUUCUACUCCUACCUACUGGGAAAAGAAGGUUCGACAUACAGCUGGUCUAAACACACACAGUCAGUUGUACGACUACUGUCUAUCCCUCCACCUCAAAGUUUUGUCUCUUUACUUUGAUUUCAUUUUUGCAGUUUAGUAACUUUUAGUACAAACUUUUUACACGUUUUACUUCUUCACAAAAACGAUCUUUGACCGCUCAAGAUUUCAGAUUUACUUGAUUAAGAAAAUAUAUUGAAAAGAUGAAGUGCUGUCCAAUAUCAAACCUCUGCUCUCCACCCCUCAGUAAAUUAUGUAAACAUAUAAUUGUAUAAUAUUCUUCAAAGCCUAUCCUGAAAGACCACUGAUUAGCUUAUCCUUUCAGUGCUGACGUCUCUGUCUCAAUCUCUUUCUGGAUUGGCAGUAAAACUGGUGGUGCGUUGGGCAGAUAUCACCCAGCUGGAGAAGAGCGCCACCCUCCUGCUGCCAGACGUGAUCAAAGUGAGCACCCGGGUCACCGAGCACGUCUUCUCCGUCUUCCUCAACAUCAAUGAGACGUUCAAGCUGGCCGAGCAGCUGGCUAACAUCGCCAUGCGCCAACUGCUGGACAACAAAGGCUUUGAGCAGGACCGCUCGCUGCCCAAGCUGAAGAAGAAGUCUCCGAAGAAGGUGUCAGCUCUCAAGAGGUGAGGAAGAAGAGAUACAGAGUAUUAACAUUUACUCACAAAUGAACGUUAAAUGGUUUUUAGGCACAUUUAUAAGAUUAAAGUUAAUUGAUCAGUAUAGAUGUGUGAUUGUUGGUAGAGCUGUUGUUCAGACCCUUCAGCACUAUAAGUGAAAGUCUAAAAAUGGAAUCCCAGUUUACUAAAACACAUUUAGUAUAUUGUUAAGAAAUAAAAAGAGGUGUUGUUUUGGCUGUAUCUGGUGUCCGCAAGCUUGUUGAGAUUUAAUGAUAUCCAAUUUUGCAUGGUCGGCAUGUUUUCUAAAAGUAUGACUGUGUUUCUCUACAGUGUUUUAUUUAAUCAUUCAGUCUGAAGGGCUUUUAAUAGUUGCUCUUGCAUAAAACAUAAUGUUCUUUAACAGAAGCCUCAUUGUCAUCCAUGCAAAUUUAAAUUAAAAAGAAGCAUUCAUACAGAGUUAAAACCAGAGUUACUUCUACAGGCAGUAUUUUCCUUACAUAAGUCUUGAUAUUUUGAUGCCGGAAUUGUGUUAAAAUCCAAACAACAAGCUGUUAGGUCAUAUCUUAACAUACUUCUGCUUUUUCUGUAGGGAUCUGGAUGCGAGAGCCAAGAGUGAGCGUUACCGAGCGCUCUUUCGUCUACCCAAAGAUGAAAAACUGGAUGGGCACACAGACUGCACUCUGUGGACCCCCUUUAACAAGAUGCACAUCCUGGGUCAGAUGUUUGUCUCCACCAACUAUAUCUGCUUCACAAGCAAGGAAGAGACACUGUGUAGCCUAAUCAUCCCGUUACGUGAGGUCAGUUGUUCUGUCUUCACUUUUGAGUCCGGUUAUUAACAGCUUUGGAGAUUGCAGGUUGUGAAAAAAUAAGCGCUAUGACCAAAAUCUGUGGUGUUUCAACGCAAACUAGCUAUUACUAACAAAAUGCUGGAAAUCAACAUAGCACUGUCUGCUCGAGACCAACCAGUCAACUGGACAGGGAGUUACAAUGACAAACAAUUAAAGCUAAUUUGAACAGCUGACACUAUAUGGCAUUAAGUUUUGAAAUUUGUUGUUAGAUUGUGUAGCAUCUUCUGUUGCAAAUCAGUUCACAUAAGGAUCAGUUCACAUGAGGAUUUACAAUAUUAGCAAAUUAGCAUUAGCAGUGUCAGUUAGCUCACGUACAAUAAGUCCAGAUGGGUUUGGGUUAGGGUUCGUCAAUGUAGAAAAUAUUCACUUAAUACUAAAUAUUAGUUUGGUCUGAAAUCAUAACUUUAAGGAUAUGGCGUAUUUGCUGUUACUGUGUUUUCGUGGUAGCUAAGGGUUUCCAUUUGUUCUUCCAGGUCACUAUUGUGGAGAAGGCAGACAGCUCCAAUGUGCUGCCCAGCCCACUCUCUAUCAGUACCAAGAACCGUAUGACCUUCCUUUUUGCAAACCUGAAAGACCGAGACUUCCUGGUCCAGAGGAUUUCUGACUUUCUGCAGCAGACCAGCUCCAAGAUCUACCUGGAGAGGGAACUCACUGGGAGCCUAAAUAGCUCAGACGAUGAGGUAAAAAACUUGUUUUGAUGCUGGCACAUCCAGAGAACUGUAGAAACUAAUGCAUGUACUCAUAGACAGUAGGGGUUAUAGUAACUAUUUAGAAACUUUUUAUUUGCACAUCUCCUCCAGGUUUAUUCCCAGCAUGGAUCCCUGCUCUCUAGCAGCCCACAGCACAGCCUGGGCUCAGAAAGCGAGCGUACGUUUAACCUCAACGACAGCAGCGUUCCUACCGCCAGACAGGCCCUCAUGACCAUGUGGCGCAGCCGCUCCCCUGAGGAGUUCAAUCCAAAGCUGGUGAGUUUCACCCCCUUUUAUUUAGUAAAUAUUAAAGCAUUUAAUCUUGUCAAGCAUGGUCAAGAAGGCUUGUCUUAUGUAAAUACGUAUAAAACCCUUAUUUAUUCAGCCUCAGUCGAAGGCUUUUCGAAAUCUCGGACAUUUCUGCUUGCCUUCCCAUAAUUGGUAAUUUUACAGCGCUAUACUGUAUGGAAAUUAAGCUGCAUGAAGGAUUACAACUAACAACAACUUAGCAGGACUCUUUUGUGCAAGACUGUGUAUGAUUAAAGCAUAACAUUUUUUUAGCCUCAAUUUAAUAGGAGAGUCGCCCUGUAUUAGUUUGUAUUAGUCGUGCUUUCUUCAAGAAAUUAGUCUAUUAAUAAGUAUAUAAGCCCAAACAGCAGUUGUGGAACAGUCAAAGCACAAUUGUAUCAUAAAAAGUUGCUGGUUUUCUGCCGAAGCUCCUUUGUCUCAGAUAUUGUUUUCCCUCUUUGCUCAGGCAAAGGAGUUCCUGAAAGAGCAGGCAUGGAAGAACCACUUUGCAGAGUAUGGGCAGGGAGUGUGUAUGUACCGCACAGAGAAAACCAAGGAGCUGGUCCUCAAGGGGAUUCCUGAGAGCAUGAGAGGAGAGCUGUGGCUGCUCUUCUCCGGUGAGUAAAUGUUCAGGGAGGCCUCAAGUAGACGCACAAACAGACUGUGAAUGAUUCAUCGUCAUAUACACUGAAUGAAUGAGAAACCACACCCUGUAUUUUACGUGAUCACCUUUAAUCAUAGCGUCACAUGAUUUUUUACCACCCUGUUCACCCUGUAAAGAUAUGAUGUAAGGAGCCAGUGUAAGACAUGAAUACUAAAAGUACCUGUUUAUCAUUUUAUCAUUAUGUUAUCAUUAAACAAAGUUAAAGACUUAAAAAAAAAUGUUGGUAAGACUUUCUAUGAACCCACAUCUUAUAAUAAACAUGUAUUUAUCCUUAUAAAUGCCUCUAUAAGGCUUUAUAACAACAUCUUAUGAGUGAUACAGGCAUUUAUAACAGCUUAUAGUUGUGUCUAUGACGUGUGAUAUUCGGCUCACUUGACGGAGGCGGUGUCUCCGAUCUUUGUCAUACUUGUGAAAGAGUUGAUUCCUGGUACCCAUAUGAUUUAGUAUACCUUUCUAUUCACCUGAAUUUCUCCUGUCUUUCUCAAGCUAUCCUAUUAAAUGAAGACUAAAAGACCCCCCCACCCAAAAAAAGUGUGUGCAACUAUAUUAAUCAAUACGACUCAACUUAUUUUUGACGUCUUAAGUAAGUGGGUUGCUUAAAAUUAGAGGCAGUGAUCUCAGCUAACUGCGUACAAAACCCUUAAAACCACAGUGUACACAGUGUGAUCCAUGUGUGCGAAGCACUACAUUCAAACUCAACAAUUAAACAGACUGACGUAGACACAACUCGUGGUUUGACAACAUGCUCUUUAGUCAGGUAUGCACUCGCUCCAGACUUUCCUGUUUGCAGGCCUGGUCAUGUGUUACGCACCACUUUUACUCAUUCUCACCUGAGUAACUCUGGAUCACAAACAGCCUCACACAUUCUCUUCCCCUUGACCCAUUUUUCUUACCUUACCUGCUCUUUCUCAAACAAAUUUUACUGAUCUCCUGCAAGAAAAAUAUUGACAUAGUUUGUUUUUUAAGCUUUUUAACUAGAGGCUGCUUGCUACAAUGCACUCUUCUGACAUGGGAUUGUCUGUUUUAUAUGUAAAGAUGUCAAAAUACCCCUAGAUAAGAAAAUGACAGCAACUCUUGUUGACACAGAAACUGGUGUCUGUCUUAUUUCUCUUUGACUGUAAUUUUAGGGUUGAUUCAGAAAAAUCUCCCAAAUUUUUCUGUAGUUACUUCUUUAUUUGGCUCUUUUAAACUACAUAAAGACGCUACUUUCUCUCUAUAUCUCUGUAUAUCCAUUCAGCUAUUAGCCUUUUGGGAUUAAUUAUUUAGUGCCUUUAUUUUUGAUGUUUCCUUUUGAAUAAAUCUUGACAAUGAGUGUAGUAUUUGGUAUUUUGGUUAUUUAGAGUUUUAAUAUUUGUUUUACAGGAGCGAUCAACGAGAUGGCCACCCACCCUGGAUACUACGAGGAUCUGGUGGAGAAGUCGAUGGGUAAAUACAACCUGGCCACAGAGGAGAUCGAGCGAGACCUCCACCGCUCCCUCCCUGAGCACCCGGCCUUUCAGAACGAGAUGGGCAUUGCUGCCCUCCGCAGGGUCCUGACAGCGUACGCGUUCAGAAACCCCAACAUUGGAUACUGUCAGGUACACACACUCACACAGACACACACUUUUGUUCCGCACUGACAGAGACCUUUAGGCUUUGGCGUUACUUGAAUUCUAAUCCUCUGUGUCUCGACACCACAGGCUAUGAAUAUUGUGACCUCUGUGUUGCUGCUCUACUCCAAAGAGGAGGAGGCGUUUUGGCUGCUUGUGGCGCUCUGUGAGAGGAUGCUGCCAGACUACUACAACACAAGGGUCGUAGGUCGGUAUAUGUUUGUUUUCUUUCUAUUUUACAUGUUUUUGACUGACAGGUUUUCACUUUACCUUAAUGUUCUUUUUUCCUUUCUUUAGGGGCCCUUGUGGAUCAGGGUGUGUUUGAGGAGCUCGCCCGUGAAUAUGUCCCUCAGCUGUACGACUGCAUGCAGGACCUGGGCGUCAUCUCCACCAUCUCCCUGUCCUGGUUCCUUACCCUCUUCCUGUCUGUCAUGCCAUUUGAGAGCGCUGUGGUGGUGGUGGACUGUUUCUUCUAUGAUGGCAUCAAGGUCAUUUUUCAGCUGGCGCUCUCUGUGCUGCACGCCAACAUCCACCAGCUGCUGGGAUGCAAGGAUGAUGGAGAGGCCAUGACUGUACUGGGCAGGUAAGCAGAGACUGAGGAGACGAAACAUCAAGUACUUGUUUUUACUGUCUGAUUACAAAUGUAACAUAACCUCAGAGAUUGCCGACCUACAUAACGAUACUGUAAAAAGGUAUUAAAGGGAUAUUCCAGCGAAAAAUUAAUUAACAGUACAUAUAGGGUCCUAGCCACAGCACCAGCCACCAAACAUCUUUUCAACUUUGCCUUAUUUCUUUAGCAAAGAGACUGAACAAAACUCACCUACUCUCUUCCAGCAGCCGCUUGUUUGUAGCAAGACCUCAGGCGAGUCCAUUACAGACUACAGUGGGGUGCCGCAGCUCAUGGAAGAACAUUUCUGAUCAUUUCUUUAUCAUUUCCUUGAAGUAAUAAUCACCAUAUUAAUCAAUUUGCACUGCAGACGCGGUAGUUCUUCUGCCUUAGCGUCUCGGUCUGAUUGCAUUUCUAUGAGGAAAUGAUCAUAAAUGUUCUUCCUUGAGCUGCGUCACCCCGCUGUAGUCCGUAAUUGACUGGCCUGAGGUCUCACUACUAACAAGCGGCUGCUGGAAGAGAGUAGGUGAGUUGUGUUUAGUCUCUUUGCUAAAGAAAUCAGGCAACGCUAAAAAGAUGUUUGGUGGCUAGUACUAUGGCUGGGACCCUAUAUGUACUGUUGAUGAAGUUAGGUGCUGUUCUGAGCAUUAUUUGUGGCUAUAGAGUGGCGUUUUGGUUAAGGUUUGUUUAUGGCUCCUCAAACCGCUGUGUAUUGCUAUCCUGCGGUCGUUACUAAAGUUUGUAUAACUAGAGAAGCAAGCGCCUAGCAACAUUCAUCUCUCGAGGGGGUGUCUAACUCGGUGUGUCUGACCCUAAAUUGAUUUUACGCCGGAUUAUCCCUUUAAUGAGCUAUUCUGAUAUCUCUGUCCUGUAGGUACUUGGACAGUGUGACUAACAAGGACAGCACCCUCCCUCCAAUCCCCCACCUGCACUCCUUGCUGACAGACAACGGAGAACCACAUCCAGAGGUUGACAUCUUCAAACUGAUUCGCAGCUCGUAUGAGGUAUUUAAGUUUGAUGAUAAAUCAAUGUGUGUUUUUUGUUUUGUUUUCUUCUUAUUUUUCUUCUUUUUUAUUUUUCGACAGUCAUGGUUACAGCGACACGCAGGGACAUGCUGAAAAAGCUUCACAAUUGAGUUUUGUUCACAUUUGAUCCACACUCUCACUUUCUUUAAAAACAGAUACAUGAGUGUGUGACGCCUCAAUCACGCUGUGUUUGUGAACCCAUUCAUUCAAUUUGUAAUGUGUGUGCUUUCAGUGAAAAGAAAUUUUUUAGUCCAUAAUCUAGGAUCUGGAUACGGACUAAAUCUAACGGUUAUCGUCUCACUGGGCGCCCUGCUGUCUGCUCAUGAUCAUGCUAUUAAAUACAGGCACUCUUUUUGUUUAAACUGCGUGAAGAGACUUUCCACCUCGAUUUGGAACUUUUAUAUCUUCCUGUUUUUUCCCCUUUUUUUACGUCAGAAAUUUGGAUCGAUCCGUGCAGAUGUGAUUGAACAGAUGCGUUUCAAGCAGAGACUGAGGGUCAUCCAGACCAUUGAGGAUACAACCAAACGCAACGUGGUAAAGACCCGCCUUGUAACUUUUAUAUUACAAAGAGUAGCUUUACAUUUGAUAAAAACAAAGAAAUAAGAAUAAGCAUUACAACGGUUCAAGUCCUGGACAGAGAUAAUAGAAGGAAAAAAGGUUGUUACUCUGUUAAUCAUGGUAAUUCAUGUUCAUAUAAAUAGACCGGUACAACUAAAUCCUUAGCUAUAAGAAAGGAUUUUUACUUCAUCAUCAAGCUUGAAUACAAAUAUAAGAACUUUAUUGAUCCCCAAUUGGAAAUUUAACUGUCUGGAGUCUCAUGUCAUCAUGAUAUGAGAUAAAAAAAAAAGGUUUUAGUCAAGAUGCUUGUUUUCUUUUAUCAGUUCUCAAAUUUUGUGACAGUCCUUUUUUGUGUACUCCUUAGACAAACAGACUUAAUCUCUUUUUUGAAAUAUGGCCAUGACAUCUGUAAAGUUAAACAGGAAGAACUUGGGAUAUAAUGAAAUGCUAUUGUGAAUAAUUGUGGAUAGAUUUACUGUAAUUUGUCUCCAAAAUAUUUGAGAGUAGGGCAUUUCCUUUUCAUAUGAAAGAACAGGCUGUCUCCUUAUUAGUGCUGACACAAACCCCUACUGUCCAAAUGCACAAGUUUGUGUUUUCCUACUUACUUUGUUUGUGUCAAGUUAAAUAUCCUGAAUAAUACAAACUGAUGUCCAAUAUUGGACAUUUAAAAUCCUGUAGAUUUGAUUGUUUGUAUUUUCCACCAGCUUACACUUAUUUAAAAGGAAAAGUUGGUUAAUUUUCAAGAAAGUACAGACAUUUUAUCCAUCUGUGUUUACAACAAAGUUGUUGCCAUACCCUGUCAUGAAUAUAACAGCAAAGAAACAACAUAGCAUUCUGACUUUACAAGGCUGCUGGUUCCUCGAGCUUCAUAACCAAACAAGCAGAAUUUCUUUGUAAUUUAAGGUGUUUAAUUUUAAGUCUUCUAUUUAAACUGACUAAUUAUGUCCCGUUCCAGGUCAGAACAAUUGUAACAGAGACCGCCUUCAGUAUUGAUGAGCUGGAGGAACUCUAUGUGCUCUUCAAGGUGAGUUACAGCUCCAGCUGACUGCCUGCUGAACCAAAGAUGAAGUAUAAUCAGGAAAUCAGUCAUUUCUUCUACACACAGUGAAUAAAUAAUACUCGAUGAGGUCUCACUUAAGUGCCUUAACUUUCCUCUAGCGUGAGCUUUUCUUGUGCUGUUGGCAUUAAUAAACACAUGGUAAAGAUUUAUUUUCCACUUUAAUGGCUUUAAUUUGUCCCUAAUGAUUCAGAUUAUUCAAGAUAGAGUUGCUCUCUUAUUGUUACUGUGUGCUGUAUUUAAUACAAUUGGGUACAGCUAUGCAAAGUGUGAUUGUUAAUUAGUUAAGACACUUUUAUUCCUGGAAUUUGAGAGGAAACUGAGAGGAGAAAUAAACUCCAGCUGGUCAGUCUUUUUUUAUAAUGAAGUACUAUUGAUUUGCAUUUAGUGUUUCACAGUGGUCCUUCCUGUCUCUUCUCCUCAGGCAGAGCACCUGACCAGCUGUUACUGGGGUGGCAGCAGUAACCCCACAGAGCGGCACGACCCCAGUCUGCCUUAUCUGGAGCAGUACCGCAUCGACGUGGAGCAGUUCAAAGGCCUCUUUAACCUGCUGUUCCCCUGGGCUAACGGAGCCCACUCAGACCCUCUGGCCCUACGCCUCUUCCGCCUGCUUGACCAAAACGGAGAUGCCCUCAUCAACUUCAGAGAGUUCAUCAAUGGCCUGGGUGAGCAAAGUAACACUACUCUAGCAACUAAUGGUUGCAGCAAAGUUCUGUACCUAAAGAUCGAUGCCUAAUGCUGCUGUGGUUUCACUGGAAGUAGCUCAGAUUCGUCCAGUCUCUAAAGCGUGCUGUCAUGUGCAGGGGUCCUGUGUCAUGGAGACCUGACUGAGAAGCUGAAACUCCUCUACAAGAUGCAUGUGUUACCUGGUAAGUCUGAAAUCCAUCCAAAGUCUUUAAAUAGAAGCAGAAGAUUUAUUUUUACAGCAGUAAAACAAACUGUAGGGGAGAGUGAGUCAAGUUUGAGCGCUUUGUCUGCCUUCACAGAGUUAAUCUCUUCCUCAGGAUUACAUUCAUCAUUCAUAAAACGUUUUAAACUACUUACUGUAUAUGAGAUUCAGUCUUUAACUUAAUUGAUACUUAGGCUUGACAUUUAUUAAUAUUUAGGCAAGCUGAACAAUGUUCACAUUAUUUCACUGCCAGCAUUUGUAUAAAAGGUUUUUAUGAGACCUAAUUCUUCUGUGGAAGGUCCUUCUCUAAAAUUGACUUUAUGGCCAUAAUUUUUAACGAGGUUACAAAUUUAAACAUAAAACCGUGAAAAGUGGCUCACAUGAUGCUCCUCAAAAAUGGAUUUUUAACACAGUCUUGAUUCCUUUUCUCCCAGAAAUCACCCAUGAACAGGAGGAGCCUGACUCUGCCUUUGAGGCCACUCAAUACUUCUUUGAAGACAUCACUCCAGAAACAUCCAUCGGUAAGUGUGUUCAUCAACACCCACUGUUUAAAGUGUGUUACAUUAUAGCUGCACCUGCAAAGAGGUUUAGAGACUCUACCAUAAUUAAGAGUUUAAAAUUGCGACUAAAAUUGUGAAUCUUUAUGCAGUGAUUACAAGCACCAAAAAAUAUAAGAUUAUUCCUGAUGUGAAAAUACUUGUUGUGUGUCGGUUAUCAUGUUAUGUUCACAAUGAUGAUAGAAAUCAUAUUUCUCCAGUAGAGGAAAAGUUUUGUGGUAUUUCGCACUGUCACCACUUCAUUUACUGCAUUCGUUCAGCUUUUUAGUGUUCAGUGUUUUACAUUGAGCACUGCUACAUGAUUCAUCUGCUGUGCUGAUAAUCCAGAUGAUGAAAAGAGCAGAAAUAUGGCUAUAUACAAUCCAACUCGUGUUUUAUGGGCUUGCCAUGUAAACUGCAGGGCUCAUUGUGGACACUGGUUUCAGUCUGCAGUGUCCACACUGUCAGUGGUAGAAGAAAAGUAAAUUCUUUGAUAAAGCUGUUGUGUUGGGUUCCAAUUAGAUCGCACAGGUGUUCAUAAUGUGAUGGCGGAUGUGUUUAAGUGUCUUUAGCUCUAGAGGGUGCAACCAAAAGCCACUGAUAUUUGACUUCACUCCCUCUCCUUUCUCUCAGGAAAUGACUCAAAGUGCAGAAGUGAGAGGGACGAUGGCUUUGUCAGAGUUACAUUCAAGACUGAAAAAGGUGAGCAUUACAGCAGAGGACAAAUAAGUCAACAUGUAAAGAACUAACAGAUUCCUAUCUACUUUGUGUUUUUUAUCACAUCACUUCAUUUGAUAUUUCAAGUGUGCAAUUGUCUUCAAACUCCUGGAAAAAUCCUUUUUGAUGUUUCUUAUAUGUUCUCUGUUUACCUUGCAGUGAAGAAACUGAACACUCCUGAAUAUCGCCAUUACCUGAAGCUGUGGAACCAGGAGUCAAAACCUAAACUAGAAAACAUGAAGGACCUCCCAAAGCUCAAUCAGGUACAGUAUUGAAUAGAGAGUGCUUCAUCAGAUCAGCUGUUACAGUAAGGUGGAACUGACCUCUUUAUCUUUUGUCCAACAGAGCCAGUUCAUUGAGCUUUGUAAGACCCUGUACAGCAUGUUCAGCGAGGAUGCAGCAGAACAGGAGCUCUAUCACGCCACAGCCACAGUCACCAGUCUGCUGCUGGAGAUGGGAGAGGUGGGGAAGCUAUUCUCCUCCUCCUAUUGCAGAAAGGAUCACAAUAUGGAGGGGAAACCAGAGACAAGCAUGUGCAGGGGAGACGCUGCAGAUCUCAAAACCACCCAAGAGGCCAUGUCUGGCAACACUUUCGCCCCCACAGGUCUUGAGAACAAGCCGAGCCUGUGCGACGAGUCAAAAGGGGAUGAGCAGCUGCCGCCUAUGCAAGACAUCAAACUGGAGGAUUCAUCCCCAAAAGACACGGGCACGUCCUCCGCGAUGCUCAUCUCAGAUGAUGAAACCAAAGAUGACACCUCGAUGUCGUCGUACUCGGUGCUGAGCGCAGGCUCCCAUGAGCUGGAUGAGAAACUGCAGUGUGAGGACAUUGCAGAUGACACAGUGUUGGUGCGCAGUGAGGACGCCCCAAAUGAGGAGAGAAGUAGCCGACCCUGUGGCGGUGAAUCCCAGGACCAAGGUCUCCCUCACAGCACCAGCAUUGACAAAGACUGGGCCAUCACAUUUGAGCAGUUCCUGGCCUCCGUGCUUACUGAACAAGCCUUGGUGCAUUAUUUUGAAAAGCCCGUAGAUGUGGCAGCUCGGGUAACAAACGCCAAGAAUGUGCGCAAAGUUGGGCGCCCCCUGCUGUCCACAAGUGACUAUGAGAUCUCACUCUCUGGCUGAGGCCUUUUUAACUGAGAUUUACACAAAGACUUUGCUAUUUCAAAGGGAAAUGUUAAUAUCGAAGUUAUUGGUGUGAAAACGUCCAUGAGUUUUAGAAGAGAAUGAAGGUAAAUAUAAAAAGUGUGUGUAUGAUAGUUGAAUGAAUGUGACCAAAAACUGCUCUUAGCGAUGUAUUUUACCAGAUGUGAAAGACUUUUAUUAUAACAAUCACUAGAUUCUGUCCAGCUAAGAGGGAACAGAACAUGAAUAUUAAGGUUUGCUCCGAUGAAAUUCAGUGUGAACAUGUAGUAGCUGUACUCUAUAAGACAUUAUGCCUAGGUGGUAAUAUUGUAAUCUUUAGCUCUCUUAGGAUACAUAGAUGUAAAUGUCCACAGAUACAGAACAAACUGAGAUAUUGAUCGUCUGUGUACAGUCACCAAACAUGAAACCUGGUCAGGCUCCUGUUUUCUUACAUUACCAUUCCAUUUGCUGUUAAUGUUUCUUUUUAUUUUGUUUGUCUCUGAAAAACUACCCAAAAAUCACAAAACAAAGCUGUGAAAAUUCAAUUACAAGGUGGAUUUUCAUGUUACAGUGUAUAAACUAUUCUCUCUCACACACACUUUGACUUCCUCAACAUUCACUUGCCAAAAAUAAUGUUCAGAAAAAUGGUACCUGUGUAGUUUUCUCUUGGUAAUAUUUAUGAAUGGAAACUCACAAAAAAAGUCAAAAUAAUGGAGACAAAGUUUAACUUUAUCCAGAGAAACCUGAUGGUCAAAUCCGAUGGAAGUUAAGAGUGAUUACACUAAACAGUACUGUUAAAUAAAAAGUCUGCACUUUAUGUUUACAGAAUAAUGGGAUUCACUAACCUGUUUGCUUGCCAUCUAUUGUUGUCAGCACUCCAAACUAAAAUGUCUGCCUUUUUUUUAUAUUUGACAUGUUUUCAUCCUUUUGCUCGGUGCGUUUUUACACUGCUGUUUUAAAUGUGAAUAUUUUUAUUUUUCGAUGUCCAGGCGUUGUGUCUCUGGAUUUGGAUGCAUUGUGUGUAUCACUCCAUCUAAUUAAAGUAACAGUAUGAUUGAUUCAACACUGCACAGUACAACACCUCAGGCCUGUUUCAUUGUGUUCACCAGACCAUGUGCCAUUAUACAACCAACUACACUGAGGGUUACUGCCACCUGGUGGAAGAUCAUUGACCACUUCAGCAGAAUACAAAUACUGUAUAUAAGCACAUUAUUCUCUAUUCCUCUGAGAUAUUUUUAGAGAACUAAUAAAGUCACUUUGAAUUAAGUCACAUAUUUUAACUGCGAUGACAGCUGGAUAUGCACCGUAAUUAAGUGACAGUGACCGUCCUUUUCAUUCAAGCGUUUUACUUAAAUUCAUGUAACAUAUACAUUUCAAUUUCACAGUUUCACUAAAUUUACUGAAGAUUAACUCGGAAAAAAGGUAAUCUGAGAUUUAAUUACCAUGUUAAAAAAAUAACUUUUCCACUCAAAGAUGAUUAUUAUAAUUGGUAAAUGAAAGUCCAAAAAAUUCAAAAGCACUUUGCUGACAGCUGCUCUCCUGUAACAUAAUGAGCUCUAUUACUUACAGUUUCUCAUGUGUAAUAGUUACAUCUGUACCCUGUGACAAGGUGUUUUCACACUUAACAGUAAAGAUGAGUAACUAUUCUGGAUAUUUCCUCUGCCAAUCACAGGAUAAAUUUAAAGAAUGAAUACAUUACAAACAACUGGAAAUGGAUUAAGAGGCCCAAACACUUGCAUCACUCUCAUCUGAUCCUGUUCAAGUAUUUUUAUAACAUCUUUAGAGACUGGGAAAAACAUGGCAAGUAUGAGCAGCUAUCACCAAGCAGGCUGUGUGUUGUGAUGUGGAGCAGGAACAUUUGUAUCAUUAGUAACAGCUUCACCUAUCUUGUUUGAUCAUCCGAAUGCAUAAAGCUCUCACAGGGUAACAGGGCCCCUCUUUCAACACAUUGGGGAUGUGGCUCAGGUUGACCAAUCAUCAGAAAGC
Molecule: messenger RNA, 26105 nt
Organism: Xyrichtys novacula (pearly razorfish)
Lineage: Eukaryota; Metazoa; Chordata; Actinopteri; Labriformes; Labridae
Source: the annotation of a GenBank genome assembly